GGAAUCCUUGCUGAGUUUUGGAGAAGCUAGAAUUUUAGAUUGAUCUGCAGUUUUGUGGACUUGGAUAUAUUGCUUGUCUUCCUUGAUUUCAAAAUUUCUAAUACAGAUUUCAGCUGAUUUAUCAGUUCAUCGUUAACCACAAGAGGGAUCACAUGAGUUUAAAUUGUGUAUUCAGGCGAUAUUAUUAGUAACACAUUGGUUUAAAGCAGACGACAGUAUUUCGGUUGAUCGUUUCAUAAACCAACCUGCCUUCCAUGUGUUUGAUUGUUCAACAGAAAGAGUACAUUUUCAGAACCUGUACCCUCUUUAUACCGAGAGUAAAAAAGAAUGAACAAGUUCAGCAUGCUCCUUCAGUUGAUCUUGAUGAAACAAACUGUACCGUGAGAGUUUAUCAGGGUUCUGUGUUUUUUAAAAUAAGUUCGUCAGACCCAAAAGACAUAAUAAACAUCCAGGCAAAUGGGAAAUGGGUAGCAGACUAUAACACAGAGGCUGUACUCAGGGACGAAGACGAUAAAAAGUAUUUUCAUGUGUCUUUGACUCCUAGCGGAGCAUGUGUUUUUAUAAUUUAUAAUUUCGAUGGAAAUAUCUUUAGUGUUAGUAUUACAUCAGCUACAUCGACCUUGACAGAAGUCUCAAUUCAAGGAAUACCUAUCACAAGCUGCUUCAGCCCUUCGCUCGUUGCUUUAAAUCUGAAAGGGAAAGUAGAGUGCCACCAAAAGAAACCCGGAACGAUGACGGAUGACGGAUUACCAGUUUGGGUUAUAGUUCUGCUUGUAUUGCAAUUUGUGGCAAUACUUAUUUGUAUUGCAAUUGUUGCAAUUGUGGUUUAUAAAGGAAAAGAAGGGAAAGACAUCAAAUCCUGUACCGAGGAUGGCCUAAGGAAAAAUAAACAACAACAACCUUUUUUAACUGAAACCAACCCGAAAACACAACACUCAAGUUCUCCAACCAGGAAACGCAUUAAUCAUAGGAAGCGGUAAUUUAAUUCUUUGUGAGAUCUUCCUUAUUGAAUGGACAAAAACCAGCCAAUCAGUGUUUUUAUUCACAGUAAACCUAUUACACUUGCUCUGUACACAUGUUUUUCAAUACGCGAAUCUACACUGUGUAUUAUUAUCUACAGUAAUGGAAAUAACACACAAUUGUAUGGCAUAUAUAAUAGUUAGAUGACAUGAAGUAAAUUCUUAAUGAAUAAGAAGGGGCGGUGUGAUCGUAGCGAACGAGUUAUUCUUUUAAUCAAGAAACUACGCCAGGUCAUUUAAUUAAACAGACUUAGAAUAUAACCUCAUUGGCUGACACACUUUCAACGCAUAAUCUGACGCAGGGAUUGUGUAUCGGAUGAGUGGCAGUAGGCGGACUUUAAGCACGCGUGAAAGGUUAAUGCAUAAGUCUAGUACUUCAUGUAGGUUGUAUUUUAAACCAUAGUGAUGAUUAUGGGCUCUUAGUACGAAUAAGACGACCAUUUUGUUCUUUGUUCACUAGUAUACUCAAUCUGUUAGGUUUUACUUAUGUAUUUUACUUUUGUAUUUGAAUUAAAUAUGUGUGUAUUACUAAUGCUAUAAGUUGUACUAAGUGUUUGCUAUUUUAUAAGUUUUCUUAAUAACACUUUUAAUCGUAUUGUUAUUAAAACCUUCGAACAAUGUGAUAUACAAUCACAUAUAAAUUCCUUAAAUGGGUGUUUUAUUUAAUGACUGAUUGAAUUUGAACAUUCAAAUGUUUUCAUGACGAAUAUGUAUAUAUUUAGAUAAUGUUCACCUUUGCGUAGCAAUGAUAUUAUAAACAAUUAAAUUUAAAUGGGCAUCGCAUUGUAUUAUACUAUGUGCAACACUAGUCUGUUAACUUAUUUAUCUAGUGGAUUUUCGUUGCAAACUAUAAUUCAGAGAUUAUUCAGAUGAUGACAAAGUAUUUUAAUGAUUGUGUGGAUGUCGUUUUAGAUAUUUUAUUUUUUAUGCACUAUCAGUUCUCUAGUUUUGGUCCUUCAGGAUAUGGUAAUCGAAAGAAUUCGUGAUUCACUGUCCGUCCAAAAGCUAUCAUUUAUUGAUAAAGCUGUGGUUUUCUGUAGUGUUUGUAAGUUAUUUUGUGUCUCUGGUUCAAAUAUAUGUUUUUUGUUCUAGUAGUGUGCAUUUAAACAGUAUUUAUCAUUCAAUAUUGAACUAAUGGACUUCUCCAAGUAAUUGUCAUUGUAUAAUUAGUCAUUCUUGACAGUUGGGCCAUUUCUUUGCUGUCUAGGAAGUGAAACCGAAACUACCGGUACAUGUCUUUAAUAUAGUUUGUGCUUAAAAUAUUCAUAAAUUUUUAACGUAUUAAAAUAUUGUUCGCGUUUUAAUUACAGUAUCAAAGACGAAAGACAUGGAAUCACUUAAAAACACCGUCAGUAUUGCAACAUUUCUAAAUAUACUUUUUUGCUCAACAUUUACAAAAUAUAUGUAUACAUCAGAAAUAUAUUGAUAUUGACUAGAAUGUAUUAAUGUUGGUUUAAAAAACCGAAAUGGUACACUUGAAACUACUCAUUUUGAAUGCCAUCUUAGAUUCAUAUUUAUCAAUCAUUACUGUGUUUUGUUAUAAUGGACAACAUAUAAACAAGAGAUAGAUCUAGCAAAACAAAGCCAAAAUUAAAAACGGUUUCGGGGUAAAUAUUUACAAUCAGAUGAACUAGUGCAUGUUCAAGAGGUAAUUGGUUGUGUUUAUUGUACUUCUAUUUAAUUAACAAGUGUUGUACAUAAACAUUUUUAAACCAUCAAUUUUCAUUGGUAGCUACACGUUUAUGUCAUGGUAUUAAAUGCUCAGCACUCCGAUAUAACAGUAUUUAUUUACUAAUAAUUUAAUAGUUUUGUAACCAUUGUGUUUUUUAGUUAUGACUUGAUUCAUUGUGUCAUUAUGUCUUUCAUGAAAAUGAAUGUAACUUAUGGAAUUUUUAUCAUCAAUAGUUUGU
This is a messenger RNA of Mya arenaria, 2929 nucleotides long. RefSeq lists its product as uncharacterized. The transcript has 7 exons. NCBI's taxonomy places the organism in Eukaryota, Metazoa, Mollusca, Bivalvia, Myida, Myidae. The record is from RefSeq and is a predicted model, not a curated record. The coding region runs from base 255 to 980 and encodes 241 amino acids.